This is a messenger RNA of Carica papaya (papaya), 2038 nucleotides long. It is a transcript of the gene DIS1, whose product is annotated as Actin-like ATPase superfamily protein. The record is from RefSeq and is a predicted model, not a curated record. Lineage: Eukaryota; Viridiplantae; Streptophyta; Magnoliopsida; Brassicales; Caricaceae.
UCUCAAUCAUUACAACUGUCUCUCUGAUGGACCCAACUUCUCGCCCUGCCGUCGUCAUCGACAACGGCACCGGGUAUACUAAGAUGGGAUUUGCGGGGAAUGUAGAGCCGUGUUUUAUUCUUCCAACAGUAGUUGCUGUUAACGAGUCGUUUUUAAAACAAUCAAGGAGCUUUUCAAAGGCCAAUUGGCUAGCGCAGCACAGCGCGGGGGUCAUGGCGGAUCUCGAUUUUUUUAUAGGAGAAGAGGCUCUUGAAAGAUCACGAUCUAGUAGUACUUAUAACCUUAGUUAUCCAAUUAAGCAUGGCCAAGUUGAUAAUUGGGAUGCUAUGGAGCGUUAUUGGCAGCAGUGUAUAUUCAACUAUUUGCGGUGUGAUCCAGAGGAUCAUUAUUUUCUAUUGACUGAGAGUCCCCUUACUGCACCAGAGUCUCGUGAAUAUACUGGCGAAAUUAUGUUUGAGACCUUCAAUGUUCCUGGGCUUUAUAUUGCCGUCAAUUCAGUGCUAGCACUUGCAGCUGGGUACACGACAUCCAAGUGUGAGAUGACAGGGGUUGUAGUGGAUGUUGGAGAUGGCGCUACUCAUAUUGUACCUGUUGCAGAUGGUUAUGUUAUUGGGAGCAGCAUCAAGUCGAUUCCAAUUGCUGGGAAAGAUGUCACUCUCUUUAUCCAGCAGCUUAUGCGGGAAAGAGGAGAGAAUAUACCACCUGAAGACUCAUUUGAAGUAGCCAGGAAAGUGAAGGAAAUGUAUUGUUACACUUGUUCUGAUAUUGUCAAGGAGUUCAACAAGCAUGACAAGGAACCAGGCAAAUAUAUUAAGCAUUGGAGAGGUAUUAAACCAAAGACUGGGGCACCAUACUCCUGUGACGUUGGCUAUGAACGAUUUAUGGGUCCAGAGGUUUUCUUCAAUCCGGAGAUAUACAGCAAUGACUUCACAACUCCUUUACCAGCUGUAAUAGACAAGUGCAUUCAGUCUGCACCAAUUGACACAAGGAGAGCGUUGUAUAAGAAUAUAGUACUGUCUGGAGGAUCAACCAUGUUCAAGGACUUCCACAGAAGGUUGCAGCGAGAUCUUAAGAAAAUUGUGGAUGCCCGGGUUCUUGCAUCCGAGGCACGGCUUGGUGGGGAAAUAAAAUCACAACCUGUGGAGGUCAAUGUAGUCAGCCACCCUAUCCAGAGAUUUGCAGUGUGGUUUGGAGGUUCUGUUCUUGCAUCAACACCUGAAUUUUUUGCGGCUUGCCACACAAAAGCCGAGUAUGAGGAAUAUGGAGCAAGCAUAUGCCGCACAAAUCCUGUUUUCAAGGGAAUGUACUGACGCAAAGAUUCAUUUCAGCUGAUCCUUGGCCGACACCUCUUUGUGACGGCACACAGAGUAUUGUAUUUUCACCUCCAUUGUGCACCUCAGUUCACUUUGCUUGCCCAUAUUUGCUUAGUGCUCAUGUGUAGUUGAUUUUGAGAGGUGAUGUAAAAUAUCCACAUUAGCCUAUUGUAGCAAAAGAAAAAGAAAAAGAAAAGAAAAGAAAAGAGAUUCUUGUAUUCAUUUGUUUGUUAGGGAGCUAUAAGUCUUCUCUAAGACAAGCUGCUGGCCGACAUGUUGCCUGCACACGCUGCAAGCAUAUCAAGAUCAGAGAAGAGUUAAACAAUUAGGUAAAGACGGAAACUGAGCUGAAUUUCAUUUUUGGUUUUCGGCUUAGGGUACGGAAAAGAUUAUCUUUGCUUUUCAUUUUCGGUUAGGAGUGAUAUAUUCCGUCAAUAUAUAUUUUCAGGUAGGGAGUUGAUCUGAGUUGGAUAUUUGAAUACACUUGUAUCCUCUUUGUUUCUUGGGACAGAUUUUGUAUUUGGGUUGAAUCUUACAAGUAGCGUUAGACAAGGUCCUUUAUUUUGUCCAUGAAUCCCAUUAUGUGACUAGAUCAAAUAACCUCAGCUUAUUAAGAAGAAGUACAGAAUCUUGAUACUGGAUUUUCUGUGUAAAUGAUAUAAUGCCUUCUGGCUGAUGGUUGAAUCCCCUCUCCAAAUGUAAUUGUUUUUCCCUUUUGAUUUCCA